GCGUCUACGCGGUGACGUCGCGACACGUGCUUAUCAACUCUUUGUUGCUUUCUCCCCGGAGCACGUCAGGUUGGUUUUGGAGUUUGGGGCAACAUGCCAGAAAUCAUCAGCCUGCUCUCCUCUACCCCUCCACCCCCGGUAGAAAGACGCGAGCAGCUGUCUAUCCGUCGAGCUCAUUUCCACCCGCCCGUCUUGCCCGCUGGCUCGGAGUCGAUCUUCUCCGACGAUAUCGAUAUCCCCGCAUUCACCUAUGAGGACGACAUCGGCAAGCCCGCGAAACGACGGCGGUUAAGCCAUGAGAUCACACCUCCGAGAGAGGUGCCUCUUCCGCCAUCCAAAAAGCCUCUUUUUCUCUUCUCCGAUGAAGAGAUAAUUAUCUCCUCCGACGGCCCCGCCCUCCCGAAACCUUCGGCCUGGAACGGAGAAUCGGAUCCCAUCGUUUUCACCUCCUCUGCUCCAGAACCUACCAAUCCUGUCAGACGAGGAGUGAGCUCUCGUACUGAGAAUGGUAUCUUAAUUGAUGAUGAAGAUGAUGAUGCCAUCGGCAACACUCGAAGUCGAAGGGACGAAAUCCAAGACUUCAGCGACCUGCCUGAAUUUCCGGACAUCAACGACCUGCUCGAUGUGUCAAAGAGAAUUGAAUCGACCGAUUUCUCAAGCAGGACUGCAAUGCUACUAGCGAGCCUCGACCGACCCGAAGCCAGCAAAGACAAGCCAGCCUUCAAAUCAAGGCGAGGUCGCAAGCACAAGGAACAGGAUGACAUAGAAGUGGAAGAAAUACCGUCACCACGAAAGCCCCAGCGCAGAACCACGAAGGUCACAAACGAAGAGAAGGAAGCCAAGGCCAGAGCACGGGAGGAAACCAAAGCGCAGCGAGAACGCGAUAAAGAACUGGAGAAGGAGCGUAAACUGAAGGCCAAGGAGGACAAAGCUCGCGAGAAGCAGCUUGCAGCUGACAUCGCCGAGGUUAACAAACUCAAGGUGGACAAGAAAGAGUCCACCACUGAGAUGUUGAUUGACCUAGCCGAUACCUUUCUCAAUACCAGCGUCUGCAACCAAAUAGCAGAAUAUAUGCGCAUCGUCAAAGUUGACCUCUCAUUCUUUUCUAGUUCCAUUCCUAACAUUGUCAAAUGGCGUCGCAAAGUCCGCGCUACGUAUAACGACUCCCUCGGACAUUGGGAGCCAUGCGCAUCUCACAUCCGCGACGAAGAGGAACAUGUGCUGUGUUUGAUAACGGCCCAGGACUUUGUCAAAAUGGCCAGCGCCUCAUCCACUGAAUCGGGCGAUACCGUCCACGACCACGUUAAACGCCUUAAAGCUGCCUACCCCAAGAGUACGCCGAUAUACCUAAUCGAAGGAUUGACAGCCUUGAUGCGCAAGAACAAUAAUUCCCGCAAUCGAGCCUAUAAAGCCGCAGUGCGUGGAGAGUCCGAAGAAACCUCGACACGUCCAUCCCGAAAGAAGAAGCAGCCGCAACCGGAAACACUCGUCGAUGACGAUACAAUCGAAGACGCCCUUCUCGAAUUACAGGUCAUUCAUGGAUGCUUAAUCCAUCAUACCGGCUCCCCCGCGGAGUCAGCUGAAUGGAUCAAGAAUUUCACCGAGCACAUCUCCACCGUACCAUACCGUCGUGAACGGAUGGGUGUGAACGACUCCGCUUUCUGCAUGGAUGGUGGACAAGUUAAACCUGGCGAGAAUCGGUCCGACACGUUUGUGAAGAUGAUGCAGGAGGUGAACCGGGUUACUGCAUCGAUGGCGUAUGGUAUUGCUUCGCGAUAUCCAAGUGCUAUGGAUUUGGUGAAUGCUAUGCGAAAGGAUGGACCGGGGUUGUUGGAGGAUGUUAAGAAAUCGGCAAACAAAAGCGGCGCCCCGACGGACUCGCGUAUUGGUCCUGCUGCGAGUCGACGGUUAUACAAAGUGUUUAUGGGAUUGGACCCAUCAUCCACUGAGGUUUGAAUUAUAUUCUGGCAGAUGUUGUUCGUUUAUCUCUAUUUGGAGUUGCUGUGGAUAUUGGUAUUUUGCAUACGUCUAUUGGCGUAUUUAUACAAAAACAGGGACGAUGGG
This is a messenger RNA of Aspergillus sclerotioniger CBS 115572, 2064 nucleotides long. RefSeq lists its product as uncharacterized. The coding region runs from base 94 to 1956 and encodes 620 amino acids. Lineage: Eukaryota; Fungi; Ascomycota; Eurotiomycetes; Eurotiales; Aspergillaceae. Gene Ontology annotation, molecular function: DNA binding; nuclease activity. The record is from RefSeq and is a predicted model, not a curated record. The transcript has 2 exons. Gene Ontology annotation, biological process: resolution of meiotic recombination intermediates; mitotic intra-S DNA damage checkpoint signaling; replication fork processing. Gene Ontology annotation, cellular component: nucleus; Holliday junction resolvase complex.